AUGGCCUCCUUCGGCUCAGGCCAGGGAGAUAUGGACAAACGGUCCAGCGCCCUAGUGGCGCCCUUGAACAUUCAAAAGUCUCCGAGCAGGUCGCGAUCACAAAUGGGCGUUUUCGGUCACACUCGCCAGUCUUCGUCAAGAGGGACCCACUCCAGUCGCUCGCGAUCGCAGAUAUCUCCUCCCCUGACGCCUACAGUUUCCAACGAAGCCAUGGUUCAAGAGCAGCAACUUGCCCAGCCCAUUUUCCACAACUACCUCCGCGCCUUCUACCAUUACAGCCCUACUUCGACUGUAUCAUCUACUUCGGACGAGUCCUCAAUUACCGUUGCCAUUAACCAAGGCGACGUCAUUCUUGUUCACUCUGUACAUCCCAAUGGCUGGGCAGAUGGCACUCUGUUGGCCUCUGGAGCCCGUGGAUGGCUUCCUACCAACUACUGCGAGCCCUACGACCACCCCAUAAUACGGAAUUUGCUCAAUGCAUUGACAUAUCUAUGGGAUCUGGUUCGUGACGGUGAGAAUGGCGAACUAGUUGCCUUCUCACGGCAGGACUACGUCAAAGGCAUGAUUGUUGGCGUACGACUGUUCCUGGAACGGACAGAGUGCUUACAAAAGGACUCGCGACUUAUCCUUGCACACGUAGGUCUGCGUCGCAUGCGUAAAGCUCUAUUGGGUGAUCUCUCUACGCUCGUAAAGGCUGCCAAAACCCUGCAAGAAGCGUUACAAUCGGGCGAGCUGCUCGUACCCGUGUUCGAGCACAUGGACGAGCUCGUGUUCAAAUCGUUUAAGCUUGUAACGAGGGCUGUGCGUUUCCUCGACAUCUGGGCCACGGACGCAGUGUCGCUGUCACUGUUCGAGCUUGGCGACGCAAGCAGUCAUAGACCACUGACCCCACCGUCUGACUCGACCGACGGUGCUGUGCAACAGCCAGUAACAUCAGCGCCAUCGGUAGAGGGCAGUUUGUCGGCGAAUGAAUACGACUCUCCGGUUACACAAUCGGCCCACGACGACUGGUACUCCGCCACGACGCAACAGCCACGAAACUUGAACCGCCUGUCAGUUGCCUUUUCUCUGCCGUCGGAGCCAGAUUCUCUUGCUUCCCCGAUCAUCAUAUCCCAACCCACGUUCCAGUCAAAACGCACUUCCGUUACCCAUCGGUUGUCGUACACGGCCAAGUCAUCCAGCGCACGCAAAGGAAGCCUUGCCACCGAGCGGCUGAACACUGCUCAUGACGCUUUUUUGGGCUUUAUUGGCUCGUUUAUUGGUUUGCACCUACAAUCUCGCUCUUCCGACGAGCUAGCCCAAAUCACCCAACACUCCGUCGUCGCGUGCCGCCAGCUCCUCAAGGUUGUUGAGGAAGUAUGGGAACGAGACUCACGAAGGUCCAACCCACUGGAAGAAGCACGAGACACCAUGUACACCCGUCUCACCGAACUGGUCCAAGCGACCAAGGAUAUGUUUACGAAUGCUGACGCGGACGUUGAAGAGGUGGUAGCGCCAGAGGCAGGAAAGCAAAUCGUGACGGCUGCUACAAGUUGUGUCAGGGCUGCUGGUGACUGCGUUACCAAGGCUAGGCUUGUGAUCGAGAGGAUAGGCGACUUUGAAUUUGACACCGAGCCUGCUGUUGGCUUGGGUCUAUCCGACGAAUCCAUGGUCCAGGAACCUACCCCCUCGAGUAACAGAGAAUCUGUCGCCAGCGCCGUUUCAUCCAAACCUGCCGAAAACGUCAUGGAGACAAACAAACCACUACCUGCGCCGCCAGUUGAGGAACGCGAGAUGCCUCCACCACUCACCAUUUCCGAGUCGAAGCCUUUGCCCGAGGUACCUCAGCCUUCGCCUCUCGACAACAACAGGCUUAGCCUCCAGCCAUCCCAGGCUGUCAUCGUCGAAAGCCCAACUGCCGUGUCCUUUAGGUCAUCUCGCUCGUCAUUGCCUCCACUCAACGCGGUGCCUACUCCCAUACUCCCACUACCGAGCGCAUCUGAGAUUCUUGAAAGUCCUGCAAGCAUGACACAAGGAAGCAUUGCGGAGUCUGUCAACACCGAGAGUGUCAACGCUUCUGUCAAUGACCUGAGCAGCACCCAUGGCUACAACGGGCGGGGUGAUGCUGCAAGCGUCGUUUCACACACGUCCACGCGUGCUACCACGCCAGAUCAAUCACCAACAAAGAAGCGUAGUUCCCAGACGUUGAUCAGCAGCUUUGGCAGUUCAUCAGAGCUUCGCUCUUUAGCAAGCGAAGAUAUUGCCGACGGCGAAGAGCACCUCUUGGAGACUACCUAUGUGCACGAGUUGAUCUACAACAAGGAUGGUCAAAUAUCGGGUGGAUCUCUCCCCGCCUUGGUGGAGCAGCUCACCACCUUCGAGUCAACUCCCGAUAUUGUCUUUGUAAACGCCUUCUAUCUUACCUUCCGUCUCUUCACCACACCUGUCGAACUUGCGCAGUGCCUGAUCGACCGAUUCGACUACAUUGGCGGCAGUCAGAAAGUCGGAGUUCCUGUACGUCUCAGGGUCUACAAUGUGUUCAAGGGUUGGCUCGAAAGCCACUGGGUCGGCGAGAGUGAUUCAGUUGCCCUAGGUGUUAUCCUGGCGUUCGCCACUGGCAAACUGAGGACAGCUAUGCCUGCUGCUGGCAAGCGUCUUGCAGAGCUUACGUCCAAGGUCACGGAAGUGAGAGCUGGUGCUCUUGUGCCUCGCUUGGUGUCGUCGAUUGGAAAGGCAACUGGCACUAGCACUGCCUUCACCCAGGGCGAUAGCAACGUUCCCUCUCCCAUUGUUACCAAGAGCCAACUCAACGCACUACGAGCUAGUAAGGAGGGUAGGGCUCAAUGCAGCAUCUUGGACUUUGAUCCCCUAGAGCUCGCCAGGCAGUUUACCAUCAUCGAGUCUAAGCUCUUCUGUGCCAUUCAGCCAGAAGAGCUCCUUGCUCUCGAGUGGACCAAGAAGAAGGAUUCAAAGGCGCACAACGUCAAAGCCAUGUCCACUCUAUCGACUGACUUGGCCAACUUGGUGGCUGACACCAUCCUUCAGCUUGAGGACGCAAAGAAGCGUGCGGUCAUAAUCAAGCAAUGGGUCAAGGUUGCGGCCAAGUGUCUGGAGCUGCACAACUAUGACUCGCUCAUGGCCAUCAUCUGCUCGCUCAACUCUUCCAUGGUUAUGCGCCUCAAGCGAACCUGGGAGCUUGUGUCAGCGAAGACAAAGGCUCGCCUGGAUGAGCUGAAGUCGGUCACUGACGUAGGCCGAAACUACGCCGUGCUUCGUCAGCGUCUCCAGAACCACAUCGCGCCAUGCAUUCCAUUUGUAGGAAUCUACCUUACUGACCUCACGUUCAUCGACGUCGGCAACGGCACCACACGACAGCUUCCCGGUGAAUCCGGCUCUGACGGUCUCUCCGUCAUCAACUUUGACAAGCACAUGAAGACGGCCAAGAUCAUCGGCCAACUGCAAUCGUUCCAGGUUCCCUAUCGGUUAGCUGCCAUCCCAGAGAUGCAGGACUGGAUGGAGGCCCAGAUUUCGAGGAUGCACGCCAGCGACCAAGCCAACGUCCAAAGUUAUUACCGUCGAUCACUGCUCCUUGAGCCACGAGAGCAGCCUCACUCCGUGAGGGGCUCACCAUCUAUUGACAACAGCAACGCGAGCACCUUCUCAGUAGACACCCGAGUCAAUUCAAAGGACAAAUUUGAGUUUCUCAACUUCAACUUCUCGACUUCCAACCUGAAGGGCACAUAGACUUUCACAUAGCGCUUCAUUGCGCCCUUCACCAUCGGCCGCACUCACUGGAGGAUACCCAGAGAGGCCGGCAUUGCACAUAUACUGCAUGGCGCCCGGCCAUCCACAUAUUAAUGUUUGCGUUUCCCCUGCAUCACUUUGUCCAUCAUGUCACGGACACUUACGAUACCAAUGCCAGAGUCUCCUUUGUUUGUUUUUUGAUACCACUUCAGCGAUUUAUUAUUGGGGGGGCAGGAGCAUACUUUUCCUAUUUCUUUACUUGCAAAAUGCGCUGUUUGCUUCGGCACAUCGCAGCCAUCUGGUCGAUCAUCUAUUAUGUUUUGCAUAGCCAAUGGGGCUGUUGGAGGCCUACAUUUAGUGGGCUCGGCGUUUGUAAGAAGGAGAAGGGAAUCUGCUUUCACGGCAAAAGGAUCAUUGCUGUGGCAGCGGGAAAAGGCUUCUCAACAAGAUGGGUGCGAGAGAAGAAAAGUUGUUCCUUGUUGUAUACCAUUGGACAUGCAAAGUCAACUAGAUUGACACAUGUGCGAAUGAAAGAAUUCACACAUCAA
Messenger RNA from Pyrenophora tritici-repentis Pt-1C-BFP, 4271 nucleotides. Its product is annotated as ras guanine-nucleotide exchange protein Cdc25p. Gene Ontology annotation, cellular component: plasma membrane. The record is from RefSeq and is a predicted model, not a curated record. Gene Ontology annotation, molecular function: protein binding; guanyl-nucleotide exchange factor activity. Lineage: Eukaryota; Fungi; Ascomycota; Dothideomycetes; Pleosporales; Pleosporaceae. Gene Ontology annotation, biological process: Ras protein signal transduction; positive regulation of GTPase activity.